Messenger RNA from Acytostelium subglobosum LB1, 717 nucleotides. RefSeq lists its product as hypothetical. Lineage: Eukaryota; Evosea; Eumycetozoa; Acytosteliales; Acytosteliaceae. The record is from RefSeq and is a predicted model, not a curated record. The coding region runs from base 1 to 717 and encodes 238 amino acids. The transcript has 3 exons.
AUGUCAAUAGAUAGUGAUGAUGAGGAUAUCACUGGAUUGUCUGAUAUAUUCGUAGUCAGCGAUGCUGUUGAAGAUUACAAGUACACCUUUGCAGAUGACCUAACACUUACAAUCAAAGGACAAGAACUACAGAAUCAGAAUAUACAACCAACUACUGGUCUGUUACCAUGGCCUGCAGCAUCUAUACUUGGUCAUUAUAUUGCAUUCAAUCGUAAACAAUUUGUGGACAAGACUGUGCUGGAAUUGGGUACAGGCGUUGGAGUAUGUGGAUUGGCCGUAUCAAAGUUUGCUCGUACAACCGUGAUGAGUGAUGGAGAGCAGUCUACUUUCGAACAACUUGAACUCAACAUUGACAACAACAAACAUCUUUACAUGACGAGACCAACUGUUGUACAUCUGGGGUGGGGCAACAACAGUACAUUGGAUACAAUCAAACAGAGCUAUGGUGGCAAUCACUUUGACAUCAUCAUUGGAUCGGACUUGGUCUACUUUGACGCAUCUAUCGAGCCCCUAUUCUACACAGUUAACCAACUUCUCAGUGGCGAACCUGGAUCCUCAUUCUAUUUGUCAUUCUUGGACAGAAAGAAUCAUCUUCCAACUGUGGAGAGAGUAUCCACCCAUUAUAAGUUCAAUAUGACAUCAGUGCCAAUCUCUACAUUCACAAAGGAUACAACUGUGUCUACAAUGGCCAAGAUGUUCAUAUUCACGAGACAAUAA